AUGCUGCCAAGUGCUUCUAAGAUCACCACGGCGGGUGCCAGCAUAGAGGGAGCCUCCGAAGAUGACGAGGGCUUCCGGUUUAAAGGCGGCAUGGACGCCUGCACGGAGGGCAUAUGGGUCUGGUCCGAGCCCUUCUUGCGAGAGCUGGAUGGCAAACAGGUCGCUGUGCUGCUCAUGGACACACAGGGCGCCUGGGACAGCAACAUGACCAAGGAGCAAUCUGCCACUGUCUUUGGCUUGACUGCCGUGCUUUCAUCAAAGCAGAUCUACAACAUCAACAUGCAGAUACAGGAGGACAAGGUGGAGAACCUGGCCUACUUCAUGCGCUUUGCCCAAGCGGAGCUCAACAAGGCGGCCAGUGAGAUGGAGCGAGAAGGCAAGGCGCUGAGCCGGGACGAGAUUGACAGACCCUUCCAGUCCCUGGAUUUCCUUGUCCGCGAUUGGCGCCACUUCAGGGACGACUGGACCGUGGAGCAGUGUAUGGAGCAGAUGCAGCAGCACCUUUCCCGUCACGUCAACCCGCAGAAGAUGGUGGAGAACAGCACGGCCGAGGCAUUGCACGAGAUGUUCAAGCGCUUGACGUGUUUUUGCCUGCCACACCCCGGGCUGAUCAUCGAGAAGGACACCUGGACUGGCAAGGUCGCUGACAUCAACAGGGACUUCAUUCGGUUCAUGGACAUAUACGUCCGAGACGUGUUCACCACAGGUCUGAGCACCAAGAAGAUCUUGGGCUCAGAGUUAAGCACAAUGAGCUUUCCGCACGUCCUCCGGAACUUUGUCAAUGCGUUUCACGAUGCGGCUCCAGCCGCCAUGUCGUUUACGCAGGCGAUGACCAAUUGCACGGUGCUGCUGGCAAAGGAGCAGGCCAUGAAAAGCUUCAGCAAGAAGAUGGAUGAGGAAGCAUCGAAGCAUCCCAGAGGCAUGAAGCCUGAAGACUUCGCCAGCAUCUCCGGAACAGUCACUCGCCUCGUGGAGGACGAGUACAAGUCCGUCACCAUCUUUGGGUCAGACGACACCAGAAAAGACACCUGGAGCGAAAUUUGCGAAAACUUGGACAGGCUCCGAAAGAGGUACGAGGAGGAGAACGCCAGACGGUUAGAGAAGGCACUGGUCGCUUUCGCGAACAUCAGCUUGAUUGGCUUAGCGCUCUUCGUGCUGGACCGCAUCAGUGACUGGACUUGCGACUGGUGGUCGCAGACAUGUACGGACUUGAGUAAGAUUAUGCUCCUAGCCUAUGUGCUCAUCUUUGGGUACGUGGGUGUGCAAGCAUACCUAGCGCUGCAUGAUCGAGGGCGAGUCGCUGCUGCCAUGGCCGGCGGCGAGCUCUGGAAAGAGAUGGUUCGCUUGAUUGGCCUGUACGGAGAGCUCUUGCAGGAGAUGGAGCUGAAAGAAGUACCUGGCUGGAUCAAGGAGCAGGCCAUAUCUUUGUGCAAUUCGGUCUCAGGUGGAAGUGCCGCCGCAGACACCAAGAAGAAGGACUGA
This is a messenger RNA of Symbiodinium natans, 1482 nucleotides long. The record is from the annotation of a GenBank genome assembly. NCBI's taxonomy places the organism in Eukaryota, Dinophyceae, Suessiales, Symbiodiniaceae.